Molecule: messenger RNA, 1474 nt
Organism: Aspergillus aculeatinus CBS 121060
Lineage: Eukaryota; Fungi; Ascomycota; Eurotiomycetes; Eurotiales; Aspergillaceae
Product: cutinase family protein
Exons: 4
Coding region: 430-1254 (274 amino acids)
Biological process (GO): carbohydrate catabolic process
Cellular component (GO): extracellular region
Molecular function (GO): cutinase activity
Source: RefSeq, a predicted model, not a curated record
CAGAUCUACCCCCCGACCCAAAAAGUGGCCCGGUGCUGAAACACGCCGUUGGCCGUCGAGCGAAUAGCCUCAUCCACCGAUUUCGGACAAGCCACCCGUUCAGGGUCUGUUCAGGGUCCUCGGUAGCGUACAUCCGUGGUUGCCAACCGUAUCAAGGAGGUGGUCCGUGUUUUUUUUCUUCUCAUGGGGGACUGUUGAACUGUCUGCGACAGUAUGAAACGAGAAUCGUGCAUGAAACAAGCUACACAUCCAGAAAAUUCAUUCUAUCUCGGCAUCCAGAAAAAAACACCCCUCGACGACAUGUGAACUAGUCCCAAUCAUCGGGAUAUGGGAAAAUUGCAUAAAUAGGUUCGCGAUGGAACUUGGUCUGGUUGAUGCUUGAGUGAUUCGGAAGGCACCCCCAGUCCCAAAAGCACCCAACUACCCACGAUGAAGCUUCCAUUGUUCUUCCUCGGCCUCAUGGGCCUUGCAGCGGCCACCCCAAUGGGUCUCGAGACCCGUCAGUUCAGUUCUGGAAACGAACUCCGCGACGGCUCUUGCAAGCCCAUCAUCUUCAUCUUUGCGCGCGCAUCUACGGAGCCGGGUCUCCUUGGUAUCUCAACUGGUCCGGCCGUUUGCAACAACCUGAAGAUGGCCAAGGCCGGCCAAGUCCUCUGCCAGGGCGUCGGUCCCGCCUACACAGCCGACCUGGUGUCCAACGCCCUGCCCGGUAACACUUCCCCAGCGGCCAUCAGCGAAGCCAAAUCUCUCUUCAACCUUGCUGCAUCCAAGUGUCCCAACAGUCAAAUCCUGGCCGGUGGAUAUAGUCAAGGAACAGCGGUGAUGGACGACUCCAUCAAGGAGCUUGAAGACAGCGUCAAGGACAAAAUUAAGGGCGUGGUCCUCUUCGGCUACACCCGGAACGCCCAAGAACAUGGCCAGAUCCAGAACUUCCCCAAGGACAAGGUCAAGAUCUACUGUGCCGCCGGUGACAUGGUCUGUGACGGCACGCUGCUCGUGCUUCCCGCGCACUUCUCGUACAUUGCCAACACUGGCGAGGCCUCGCAGUGGUUGGAGUCGCAGCUGGGAACCACCUCUACGUCCACUACGUCGUCCGGGACCACUGGCUCGAGCACCAGCAGCGGAAGCUCCCAGUCAUCCGCCGCUUCUUCAGGAUCCUCCGGGUUGUCUGGGCUUGGCGGGCUGAGCUCGCUCUUCGGUGGCGGUAGCAGUGGGUCGAGUGACAGCUCGAGCGGACUGGGAUCGUUCUUGUAGACGAUUUCCAGCCAACCUGGUGAGGAAGUAGGACGUUCGAGCGGGCAAGUUGGGAUAGGGAAGCUUGUGGUCAACGAUUGGGUGUUGGGCUGGCUGGGAAAUCUUCUCGAGGCGUUUUGUUUCUUCUUCUUAUUCUUCUUUUCCUUCAUUCCUUUCUCAAGCUCUGACCUAUUGAGUGAUUUUCUGGUUAGAUCAGAUGAUAGCAGGUUCUAUCUUGAAU